UAGAAAUUAAAUGGCUAAAUAAUAGUGUAUAUUCUUUCAAAAUUUUGAUAGACAUCAUCAAUUUUCCUUCAAAAAGCUGUGACAGAUUAUACUCUGAGUGAUAUAACAGGGUGCUCUCUAAAUAUUGGAAUGCAUUUUUAUGAAUCAAGACUGUUAUCCAUCUUCUGCUACAAUACUUUUGGUGAAGAAGAAUUUAGUAUCUCACAGGGUACAUUUUCCUAUUUUUGGCCAGUUUGAAUUGUUAGAAAGAUGUUUACAAAAGCCCUGGGCCAUUUUUCGCAAAAUAUGACUGCUCUGCAUACAAUUUUAAAUCAGUUUAGUUCCAUAAAUAUUUGUAGAAUGCUUACUCUAUGAUUUGCAAGAUUUUAGAGUAGUUUAAAAUUAAGAAGACAUGGUUCAUGUUUUCAAAAACACCCUCAGCCUAAUAGGGGAGAUAGACAUUUAAAAGAUAUUUUAAUACAUUAUGAGCUAUCCUAUAAUAUAGAAAAUGUAGAACUGCAAAGAAGGAACAUUAAUUCUACAGUUGUGGGUUAUAAUGGGAAUGUUUCACGGAAGAAAUGAUAACUUGUUUAGAAUUCCAUGGAAUAAUGGAAGUCUAUUAGGUCUAACAGGUGGGAAAUUGUGUUCAAAGCCAAGAGAACUGAAUGUGUAAUUGUAUGAUAAAAGGCAGUGUCUAAAUAUCCUUCCAUUAUUAAAUUAAUGUCUUUCUUAUAUGAAUAAGCCAACCAUUUGCCAUAUCUGCAUUAUGAAUUGCACAUUGCCCCUGCAGGUUAAAAAUGCCAUGUUAGCAGGAGCCAUAGGAAUCAUCCUGUACUCAGAUCCAGCUGACUACUUUGCUCCUGAGGUACAGCCAUAUCCCAAAGGAUGGAAUCUUCCUGGAACUGCAGCCCAGAGAGGAAAUGUGUUAAAUUUGAAUGGUGCUGGUGACCCACUCACUCCAGGCUAUCCAGCAAAAGAAUACACUUUCAGACUUGAUGUUGAAGAAGGAGUGGGAAUCCCCAAAAUACCUGUACAUCCCAUUGGAUAUAAUGAUGCAGAAAUAUUAUUACGCCACUUGGGAGGAAUGGCUCCACCAGAUGAGAGCUGGAAGGGAGCCUCAAUGUGAGUUAUAGUAUCGGACCUGGCUUUACAGGGAUAAUUCUUCCAGGUAAUUUUGCAUUACUUUAAUAGUCCUGAAAAAGUUUUAUAUUUUUACUGGAAACAUGUCAAGAUAACUGUUCUGCCAGGGAUAAUUUGCUUAUCUCUUUUUCUCUUUUUUAUUACUAAACAAUUAACAAUUUUACAUUACUUAAGAAGUACUUACAAAAUGAAAUAUGGGAUUCUUUCACUAGUAAUAUCACAAUAUUAGUUUCAUAGAAUCUCAAAAAUUACUACAUUUGAAUUCUAAGUUUUAACAUUUCAAAGAUUUUUCAAAAUUCUCUCUUCACCUAAUUUUUAAAAUCGUUUUUCAAAUGACUUUCAAAGUGAUAUACAUGUGAAAAACUAGGUGAAGGUGCUGGGUGUGGUGGCUCACGCCUGUAAUCCCAGCAUUUGGGAGGCGAGGCAGGCGGAUCACCUGAGGUU
This is a messenger RNA of Cercocebus atys (sooty mangabey), 1563 nucleotides long. Its product is annotated as N-acetylated-alpha-linked acidic dipeptidase 2-like. NCBI's taxonomy places the organism in Eukaryota, Metazoa, Chordata, Mammalia, Primates, Cercopithecidae. The coding region runs from base 713 to 1105 and encodes 130 amino acids. The record is from RefSeq and is a predicted model, not a curated record. The transcript has 3 exons. Gene Ontology annotation, molecular function: carboxypeptidase activity.